Messenger RNA from Oenanthe melanoleuca, 8916 nucleotides. It is a transcript of the gene NCAM2, whose product is annotated as neural cell adhesion molecule 2. Lineage: Eukaryota; Metazoa; Chordata; Aves; Passeriformes; Muscicapidae. The coding region runs from base 196 to 2706 and encodes 836 amino acids. Gene Ontology annotation, molecular function: protein binding. Gene Ontology annotation, cellular component: membrane. The record is from RefSeq and is a predicted model, not a curated record. Gene Ontology annotation, biological process: cell adhesion. The transcript has 18 exons.
GCGCGCGGCGCGGCCCCGCCGAUAUAGCGCGGCGCGGGAGGCGCGGCCGGCACUCGGCGAGCGGCGCUCCGCGGGUGCGGGGCUGCGCGCACGGGCGGCGACAGCGACAGCGACAGCGGCGACAGCGGCAGGGCUUGCCUGGGCUGGCCGAGCAUCCUCCAACUUGGAACUGUCCACCGGCGAGAGCUCCUGAACAUGAGCCUCCUGCCUCUCUACCUGCUCGGAUUGCUCCUCAGUAGCGGGCAAGCUUUACUUCAAGUAACAAUUUCCCUUAGCAAAGUUGAGCUCAGCGUGGGUGAAUCCAAGUUCUUCACAUGCACAGCCAUUGGUGAGCCUGAGAACAUAGACUGGUACAACCCACAGGGAGAGAAGAUUGUUUCGGGCCAGAGGGUGGUGGUUCAGAAGGAAGGCGUGCGGUCCCGCCUCACCAUCUACAACGCCAACGUGGAGGAUGCCGGCAUCUACCGGUGCCAGGCGGCAGACGCCAAGGGACACACCCAGGAGGCCACUGUGGUCCUGGAGAUUUACCAAAAGCUGACUUUCCGGGACAUAGUGUCUCCACAAGAGUUCAGGCAGGGAGAGGAUGCAGAAGUUGUUUGCCGCGUUACGAGUUCCCCUGCUCCCGUUGUCAGCUGGUUGUAUCGGAAUGAGGAAGUCACAGCUACUGCUGACAAUCGAUUUGCAGUAUUAGCAAACAAUAAUCUCCAAAUUCUUAACAUCAAUAAAAGUGAUGAAGGAGUAUACAGGUGUGAAGGAAGAGUGGAAGCAAGAGGAGAAAUUGACUUUCGGGACAUAAUUGUUAUUGUGAAUGUUCCCCCUGCAAUCAUUCUGCUACAGAAAUCCUUCAAUGCCACUGCAGAUCGAGGAGAGGCAGUAACUUUGUACUGCAGGGCCACUGGAUCACCUCCCCCUGAGAUCAGUUGGUACAGGAAUGGUAAACUUAUUGAAGAAAAUGAAAAAUAUGUCCUGAGAGGAAGCAAUACACAACUGACAGUCAGAGAUAUAAAAAAUAUCGAUGCAGGUCCUUAUAUCUGUAAUGCUAAAAACAAAGCAGGAAAUGACAAAAAACAGACAUUCCUUCAAGUUUUUGUGCAGCCUCAAAUAAUACAACUUAAAAAUGAAACCACAUUUGAGAAUGGGAAAGUAACCCUCAUCUGUGAAGCAGAAGGAGAACCUGUCCCAGAGAUUACAUGGAAAAGGGCCAUUGAUGGAAUGACUUUCUCUGAAGGUGACAAGAGCCCAGAUGGCCGUAUAGAAGUCAAAGGGCAGCAUGGGAAGUCGUCACUGCAUAUUAAAGAUGUGAAGUUGUCAGAUUCAGGGAGAUAUGACUGUGAAGCGGCAAGUAGAAUUGGUGGGCACCAAAAGAGCAUGUACCUUGAUAUUGAAUAUGCUCCAACAUUUGUGUCAAAUCAGACCAUGUAUUACUCUUGGGAAGGCAAUCCCAUCAAUAUAACCUGUGAAGUGCUAGCAAAUCCAUCUGCCUCAGUCCAGUGGAGAAGAGGAAAAUUAGUUUUACCAGUAAAAAAUACAACUCACUUGAAGACCUACAGUACAGGAAGAAAGCUGAUUUUAGAGAUUGCUCCCACAUCUGACAGUGAUUUUGGACGGUAUAACUGUACAGCCACAAACAGAAUAGGAACAAGAUAUCAGGAGUAUACACUUGGUCAAGCUGACGUGCCGUCCAAUCCGUACGGAGUGCGAGUCGUGGAGCUGUCCCAGACCACGGCCAAGGUGUCGUUCAACAAGCCGGACUCACAUGGAGGUGUGCCCAUCCACCACUACCAGGUGGAUGUGAAAGAGGUAGCCUCGGAAACAUGGAAAAUAGUUCGCUCCCAUGGAGUUCAAACUAUGGUUGUUCUGAGCAAUUUGGAACCAAAUACAACAUAUGAAAUCAAAGUAGCUGCUGUAAAUGGAAAAGGACAAGGAGAGUAUAGCAAAAUUGAGAUCUUUCAGACCUUACCUGUCCGGGAGCCAAGCCCCCCUUCAAUUCAUGGACAACCAGAGAGUGGCAAGAGUUUUAAACUUAGCAUAACUAAACAAGAUGAUGGAGGUGCCCCCAUACUGGAAUAUAUUGUCAAGUAUAGAAGUAAAGAUAAGGAAGACCAAUGGCUAGAGAAAAAAGUACAGGGUAGUAGAGACCACAUCAUCUUAGAGCACCUUCAAUGGACCAUGGGUUAUGAAGUACAAAUUACAGCUGCCAACAGACUGGGUUAUUCUGAACCAACAUUGUAUGAAUUCAGCAUGCCACCAAAGCCCAACAUCAUUACAGACACUCUUUUUAAUGGUCUGGGACUUGGUGCUGUCAUUGGCCUGGGAGUGGCAGCCCUUUUGUUAAUCCUGGUUGUGACUGAUGUUAGCUGCUUCUUUGUACGACAAUGUGGAUUGCUCAUGUGCAUCACCAGGAGGAUCUGUGGGAAAAAGAGUGGUUCAAGUGGAAAAAGUAAAGAGCUGGAAGAAGGAAAAGCUGCUUACUUGAAAGAUGGAUCAAAAGAGCCAAUAGUGGAAAUGAGAACAGAGGAUGAAAGAAUUACCAACCAUGAAGAUGGAAGUCCAGUAAAUGAGCCAAAUGAGACAACUCCCCUCACAGAACCAGAGAAGCUGCCACUAAAGGAGGAAAAUGGCAAAGAAGCUUUAAAUCCAGAAACCAUAGAAAUCAAAGUUGCUAAUGACAUCAUCCAGUCAAAAGAAGAUGAUAGCAAAGCAUAAUAAGAUAAACUACAGCUGUCUGGAUAAUGCAUUUGGAUUGAAGUAAUCCUGUGACCAAAACUUUACAGCUGACCUUAAUUUCUUGGGAAACUUAAGCUUGGAAUAGUUAGUACAUGUGUACAUACAAUGAAACAGCUCCUGUCUACAGUUCUUUUCUAUAUCUUUUUUUGUUGUUAAUGGUUUUUGUAUGUAGUUUUGCUGACACCAAGUCCAUGCUAUAAAUUUGAAAAAUCUGCAGAAUAAGAUCUAUAAUUUAUUAUAUGAAAAGUGUGUCUAUUUAGAAGAGAAAUUCUAAAGCACCCCUGACUACAAACAGCACAUCAGGCCUCUCCAGAUCUUACCAUGCAAGCUACAUACAUGAAAUGCCAUAUGCUGAUGUAUUUAUUUCCAUUUAUAACAAAAAGAAAAUUUAGGUUGCCUUUAAAAAAAUCCCAAACAGCUAAACCAGUCUUGGUAUAAUGUUCAAGAUCUUAGCUCUGGCUGGCACUCAGUAGUCAUUCCAGCUGUGAUUAUCACUUGAAGCAUUAAAAAACCCACAAACUCUUCAACACAGAGCCAGGUCCCACUGCAGUUUCUUCUGGGUUCUUCAAUUAAAAAACAAAAAACAAAACAAAAUAAAACAAAACAAACAAACAAAAAACCUGGUAUUCACAAUAUACCAACUCAAAUAAAAUUGACAAAAUAUUUCACAACAAUCUAUUGGCCUCAUCCUAAUGAUAUGAGAGUGAUUCUGAAAGGCUCUAGGAUUUUCAAUGCUUCAGGUUUUCUGUAUGAAAGUUUUGAGAGUUACAUGUGAACUAAAAUGCAGCCAAGGUGUGAAAAGAAAUCUGGUUUUUAAUCAUAAUUUUCACUUUAAAUGAAAACUUGCAAUAUUUGUUCCAACAUAUUUUUACAUACAGAGUAUUCAUUUUUGUCUUAGUUCAAACCCUUUAGCUAAGGGAUAAAACUGUGGUUUAGUGAAGUAAAUACAUUUUCUCCCCAAAUCAAUAUAUAAAAUAUCAAACUUGGCCUUUUUUGAAGCAGGACUUUUUCCUUUGUGAUUUCAUAUCCUUUGUCUUAACAAGUACUAUUUAAGAACAGAUGGAAAAUGUGGGUUUUUUUAAGCAGUUAGGAAUAAUUUUUAAUUAUUAACUAAUGCAAUCUUAUAUUCAGCCAAAUACUUUUUUUUUCCUUAUCAAACUUUCUUUAAGAUAUUCCUUUUUAUCAUUCUGGUCAUAUUCCCCCACAGGAAAUUUGACAGAUUUAUUUCAUCUGAAAUUCAUUCAUAUGAAUGAAUCAUUGAUUUAAUUUAUUGUUCCACUAACUGGAGCAAUAUUGUUUGUUUCCAUUCAGCAUAGUGCAUCCACACUAACAAACUCUUCAAAAGCCUUGCUUUGAAAAAAGUAGAUAAACCAUAGAAAACUCUACUGGAAAAUUUUACUUGUUGGGAGUAACUGGUAGAGCAAGUUGUGAAUUUUCCACAUCUAAGUCAUGCCUGAAGUUUAAAUGUACUUUUACUCAUCAAAUUAUGUUUUAUCCAUGCUAUAUCUGAAUUUUGAUCGUAUUUAAAUCUUUGUACUUUUGGACUUUUGUGCAGUAAAACUGAAAGUGAAAUGUGAAAGGAUCUCCUUAAAUUUGAAGAAAAUGUCUUAAUAAUUUUCUUGUUAAUCUAAGUUUAAGUGCAUUUGAAAGAGCUGAGGAGAAUAUGUUUAUAUUUAAUUCUUAGAUCUUUCUUAUUUUUAAAAAGCAAGUUAUUUUAUGAGUUUUUUUACAACUUUUCCUCACUCUGGGAAAUACCUAAAAUGAACCAAGGAGUUGAGGACAGAGACAUACUUCUGGUCUGGCUAGGACAGAGGGCCAAAUCCCCACAAAAAUCAGUACCAAAGUGGAGAAAAUGGAUAAGAGGGGAUGGUGAUAUAGGAUGAAAGUCAUGGAAGAUAAUAAUUGAAAACUGCUGUAAAGAAGUUUCUCUAAAUGCUGAGACACUAAUUCUGGGUGAAGGGAAGAUGGAGAUAUUCCCUUAUGAACUCUCAGUGUUGCUCCCAUAUGCUCAGCAGGCAGUACUACUAAAUAGCUGCUUGUCUAUCAGAUUUCUGAUAAUUUCUAAUCAGAUUUCCUGACUCUUUGUAAGCACACAGCAAGCAGGCCUGCUCCUAACCAUAAUGAGGAGAACAGUUGUCUCAUUUAUCUAUAUGGAUAUAUAUUCUUUCCAGAAAGCAUGUACUUGCAGCUGAGCUUUCUUCUUCUAUCAAAAUAUAAAGAAGGGACCUGGACAACCCCAGCAGCUGAGAAUAAUCUUGUUGGUGUGGUUUGAACAUCCUCUCACACAAUAUUUUGACUGGGAUGAGGAUGAAGAUGGUAGACAAUUUCCUCUUCUACCUGCUGUGACAAUUUUGGAUGGUGCAGUUCAAUCUUCCCUAGGCAAAUGGUGUUUUUUCUGAAGCCAGCCUGAUUAUAUCCACAAGAAGGUGCCAAUGUAGCAGAACUAACAGUGUCUAGGCUCAACUGCAGAUGCUUUUCAAAUUUUAGUACUUCUUUGCUGAACUUACAGAAAAAAAAAAAUCAUAUCCUAACAGUUCUAUAUUGGUGGGUGUUUUCCUUUUUUUUUUUUUUUCCCUGACAUGGCUUCUAAUUACAAGGGAUUAGAAGAUUUAAGAGGUCUUGUCAGCACAUUUAUUACUAAUAUGCCUGUGCUACUCUUUACAAGCAAAAUAUAUUACAGUGUUAUUUCAAUAUUGGAAGCAAAAGCAUUUCCCACUAUACUGGAUUACAAAUCAAAAGCUGUUUCCAAGAGUAUUUAGUUUCUUCUUGCUGUUAUGUCUCUUGGCAGUUGAGCUGUGUGAGGGCUGAGAAUAAAACUGCUCUAAAUUUCUGAUGGACUGUCCAAGCUCACCUUUUUUGGUCUGUGGAUUAAUAGGUUAUCUCUUGUGCUUGAGCUCUGUGCUGCGCAGGAGAAAACCAAACUCUCACUAUGAAAAAAUGCUGAAAAAAUACUUCAAAACAGUUCCAAAUAUUUCCAAAUGAGAGACAGCGCAUAGUAAUUUGUAAGAUAUAUGUAGAACUGGAAUAACAACAUUUGUUUAUUUUCUUUUCCUAUUCUAGAUUAAAAAAAGAAAAAAAAAGCAAAAACAAAACAAACAAAAAGAGGUAUCUGUAUAAAUGUCACUUUUACUGUCUAAAAGUAAUUUUAAGUGUUAGUAUGAAAUGUCAGAAGAGUUGACAAAAUAUAACUAUUUGUAAAAGUAAUCUGAAUUGUUACACUAACAUACUCCAGGGACCAAGGUGGGAGGGAACCAUUGAAAUUAGUACUGAACAAAAUGUGGCAGUGACAAUCUCUUUUCAAAAAAAAAAAAGGAGUAAAAGUAAAAUUGCUUAAAGCUCCUUGCUGUUUUUUUUUUAGUAGACUGAGUUCUAAUUUACAAUAAUAACGAAGUUUUAAUUAAUAUUUUACAAUUUAGUAAUCAAACGUACCCUGGAGAGGUUUUUUUUCUGGUUUUGUUUGUUUAUUUGCCUUUUUUGACUUCUAAGAUUUUUUUGUGGUUGCAGAAAUAUUUACUAUUCUGGUGAUGCUAAUGCCUAAUGUGACAAAGAUUAAUUUAUUCAGGCCUCAGUCUUGCAAGAAAUUUUGUGUGGUUGACCCCACCCCUUACAUGGCACCACAGUGUCAUUAGUGGGGUGGGUGUGAGUGGGAAGAUGGAUUUACUUUCACAAGAGAACUUGCAGGAUUGGGGCUACUUUCUAUUUCUUCAUAGAUAUCUUCAACAUAGUUACACCAUGGCCAUCAUCUACAAAGGCUGUUUGACAUCAGUCCCUGGUGCAGUAAAUUCCAGCUGCUGUCUCCAGCCUCUGCAUCGAUGUUCAUCCCAAAAAACGUGGCUUUCUUUUUAUGAUGGUAAUUAGUUUGAUUAUUUAUUUCAGUGCCAAUCAUCAAACUGUAGUAUAAUCAUCACACCAUUUUUUCUGUUUCGUAGUCCAGAUAAUGGAAAUGUAUUUGUGCCUUUUGAUAGCAUGCCACUCUGCUUUAUUAAAGAAAAAUCUUCAACAAUUUGUCUACAAAGCCUGUUUAAAAUAAUUGAAAGCUUUACUGUCACAUACUUUUCUGCUCAAAUAUUAAUCUAAAUUAAACUGAAGGUAUUAUUUUCAAGUCACAUAAAUAUUUGAAACACAGAAUUUGCAAAAAUCUAUUGAGAUCAUGAUUCCAGUAAGGGUCAGGAUGGGUGUCUUACUGCUGAAAAGUUUCAAGUAGAUGGAGAACGUGAUGAAUGUAUAGGGGUGCUUUGACCAAUUUCUCAAGUUGAAGGUCAGAUAGAAAGUCUCCUUAGUUCUAUUUAAGUGCUUAGACCUAAAACAUUAAAAUCUUUCCUCAAAUCUGAGAGGAGCAUCUUCCCACCAUUUUACCUCUGGAGUAAAACUGGAGAGAAUGUUCAUUUCACAGUUGUUUGCAGCCUCACCAUUGCUGUGUAAGCUGUUGUAGGAAGGAACAUCUUUGUAGAAUAGUUGUGUCUGUUGGAUGAUAUUCACUCCUGAUAAAGGACCUCCAAAAUACCAUUUACUGAGAAAGUUCAAGACCUCUUUGAGCUAUGGAGGGGUGCUAAGAGUGCUGCACAAAGAGUCCCAGUAGAAUUCUGGCCUCUGUCCAGGCCUCCAGGGGUUAAGACACAAACUGAUUCCAGCAGGACCUGGAUUUCAUUCAUCCACCUCAGCGAGGCUCUGCCUGUCCUCAGCUGAUCAAAUUCCCUCUGUGAAUCAGAUUUCCAGCUGUAAGUGGAACUCAAACCUCCUGCCAAGCUCCUACUGACAAUUUGCACAGAGGAGGUUUUUUCCAUCAGGAGUGUCAGUGAUCAGGAAAUGGUGGUAGAAUAUCCAAUGACAGUUUUAUCCCAUACAUUGCUGUAUGUGCAGAAAUAAAACAUCUCUUUAAAUAACUCAUUGUGAUUGCAAUACUUCUUUAGGUGAAGAUAAAAACAUUCUAAGUAAAUAGUGCUCCAUAUGAAAUCUCUUUGGUUAGCUUCAGAUAAUCUUUCUGAUAGUUGAAAAGCUACCAUGGUUAAAUAAAUCUUUUUUAAAAACUCCUCACCCCUUUUUCAGAUUUUUUCAUAUGAGUUCCUGUAGUACCCUGUCCACUUGACAGCAGUUCUGUAAGUUUUGAGUGAUCUUCAGUAUUUCCACUGCACAUGUAAAUGUGUUCUUAUAUCAAUUUACUUGGACCUGAGCCAAAAUAUGCCUUAAAAAUUUGGCUUUGGAUCAGGUUCUGAGAAUUCUCAGUUUACAGGUCUGUCUUUUCUCUUAAGAGGCAUUGAGAGCCUCAUAAUGUUUGACUUUCAAACUUGAAUAUUGGCCAUUUUUAGCCCAGAGAAAUGAAAUAAGUAUUUAUUGCCAAAUUUGUAUUGGCAGCUCUUAAGUCACAGGUGAGAUGGGGAGUGGGUGAGGUGAGCAGAUGCAGUGCCAACAGCUCAGGAAAGCAGCUGCCAGGGAGAGCAGGUGCCAAAAGUGAGCCAGGAGAGGGCUGGGAGCAUCCCCCCUCAGCACUGACAAGGGAAAUGGGGAGCAGCUGAGGCAAGGGAGGCUGAUGGAGGGCACUGCCAAAAGGCAGGGUGAUGAGAGCUCAGAAAACCAGAGGAGAGGGGACAUUAACCCUGCCACAUCCUUUAGCUCUCCCAGGUAAUCAGGCUACGGUUUUUCAGAUGUAAAAUGCAGGGUUGGAGGAAGGCAAGACAAACCCUCAGAGUCUCUGUGAGAGAUCAGUGACAAAUAUAUAAAGGAGUCAGAUUCCCCCAGAAGAUAAUUUUAUUGCUCAUGGUGUAGAGCUCUCACUAAGAAUUUUGAUCUACUUAGACAAGGUUUUAAAAGGAGAAAAAAAACAAAAAGCUUUCCUGCUGCAAUGAGCACUCGGUACAUCUUUGUAUGCUGUGUACAGUAUGAGCUAAAGCAUACCAUAUCUUGUUUUUGUUAUUCCACAGGUUGUCAACAGCCCACUUGCGAUAUCUGCCACCUGAAUUAUGUAUUAAUAAGUUAGCUACCACUGGAGCUAGUUUGUUUAUUGUUUCAGAAUCUUAUGUCCCUAUGAAAUGCUGUGUGUAUAUAUAUAUAUCUCUAUACUGUAAAAAGAAGUAAUAUCGCAGAUGCUGGUUUUGUAUUUAUGAAAGACAUUGAAAGUAUGGCUUAAAGUAUAUCAAUUAUUUGUCACUCUUCACCAUUUGUAUAUUAAUAGUAAAGAUACUUUUACUUUAA